UUUUUAUUUCUAUGAGACAGUAAUGAAAUUUUGCGAUUAAAAAACAGCGUCAGAAAGAAGCGAAAUAUUUAACUUUAAAUAUACUACAUCAUACAUUUGUUGCUGUAUGGUCCUUAGGCUCUUCCAUAAAAAUUCAAAACCUAUCUUCCAAAUACAUCUAAAUAUGCGUGUUUAUACUAUUUCAACUCAUUACCUGAUCAGUUCUCAUACUAGUACAUAAAAAGUCGGUGCGCUCUUGAACAUACUCAAAUUUACGUAAACCACCUCCUUUAGCAUUCUUUUUUUUCUGUAGGACCUCUGUUGCUUUAUUACAUAUUGUAAUUUAUUCGAUAAAUUCUUAAAAGUUUAUUACUUUACUUUAGAAAUGCACUCUGCCGCUCCGGUUCGUCAGUCUUCUUUUCCUGGAAUUCUUCAUCAGUAUACCAGUAAACUCGUUGGGUUUGAAUUCAUUGGCUCCAGUGGGAAAACUAUUUCUUCCAACAAAGAGCGACCUUUGCUUCUUUUUGUAGGUGGACUUGGAGACGGUCUACUAACGGUUCCCUACGUUCCUAGUUUAGUAGAACCUCUCGACAAACUGGGCUGGAGUGUUGUUCAGGUUAACACUCAAUCAUCUUAUAUUGGAUGGGGAACGGGAAGUCUUGUUCGUGAUGACGAGGAUUUGCAUAAAGCCGUUGAUUUCUUUGCUCAUCUCGGCGGCGCUGACUACAAUUCUAGGAAAAUCGUUUUGAUGGGCCAUUCCACAGGGUCUCAAAACGUCCUUUAUUAUCUUUCUCAGUCUCCUCUUGAUAACCAUUUAGCCGCUGCAAUUGCCCAAGCUUCGGUGUCUGAUCGUGAAGGUUGCUACAAUACGAUUGGCGUUGACAAGACAGAGGCGUUAGUUGCUUGGGUACAAAAGGAAUACAUCGAAAAGGGACUUGGCGAUGAUGUUUUACCUAGAAGCAAGGUUGCUCAUUCAAUGGGUGAUACCCCUGUGUCUGCAAAUCGCUUCAUGGAUUUAGUAUCUAUUCGUGGUCGCGAUGAUUUUUUCUCUACUGACUUAACUCCCGAUGAUUUUGCUAAGACAUUUGGCAGUAUCAAACCAAUCACUGGAACUAACGAUUACAGUCGUCUUGCUUUGUUUAUGUCUGAAAAGGAUGAAUUUCUUGCAAAGAGUGUCAACCGCGAAGAAAUUGUCCAAAGAUUUAGAGAAGCCAUUCGUCCAUCGACUUCUAACAGUGACGCCAGUGGGGUCAUUCCUGGAGCUACUCACAACGUAGGAGAGGCUUCUGAACCUGGAGCCUUGGAAUGGCUUAUUGAACACCUUGUCAAAGUAUUAAAGCAAGUCUAAUGAAAAUACUUGUUUUAAACAUUUAAACGUUGAUAGAUUGGGAUAGAUCAUUCCAUUUAUGAAUUUUGCUAGAAAGUGACAUCCAUCUAUAAUACAAGCUACAGUUAACAAGUGAUGUGGAAAUAGUGUUGCCGAAUUACACUUUAGAAAUCUAUGUUUACAAUCCGAUUGGAAAUUACAGAAGUUUACUAUGCAUAGGAAAGACGAUGAGCUAUAAUGUAUUUCCAUUCCACGACAUUAAAACAUUGCAGCAUAUAGUCUCUUCCAAACAAAAUUAUUAACACGUCUUC
Molecule: messenger RNA, 1617 nt
Organism: Schizosaccharomyces octosporus yFS286
Lineage: Eukaryota; Fungi; Ascomycota; Schizosaccharomycetes; Schizosaccharomycetales; Schizosaccharomycetaceae
Product: DUF1749 family protein
Exons: 1
Coding region: 365-1327 (320 amino acids)
Source: RefSeq, a predicted model, not a curated record